Molecule: messenger RNA, 693 nt
Organism: Homarus americanus (American lobster)
Lineage: Eukaryota; Metazoa; Arthropoda; Malacostraca; Decapoda; Nephropidae
Exons: 3
Coding region: 146-457 (103 amino acids)
Cellular component (GO): chitin-based extracellular matrix
Molecular function (GO): structural constituent of chitin-based larval cuticle
Source: RefSeq, a predicted model, not a curated record
AUUCCACUCUCAUCUCCUCCUGAGCCGACUGUCUCUUCAUCCUCCAAGCAUUACCCGAGUCUCACGUCAUCCUCCAAAGUCCUCCUCAGUCUCCUCUUCUCAGGUCCUUAGACAGUUCUUCGUCUUCCUUCGUCACCUCAGCAUCAUGAACACCUACGUUGUUGUGGCUAUGUUGGCCAUGGUGGCUCUGACUGUCGCCCGCCCCGACACCAUCCUUGACUUUGAGGGUGACCAACAGCAGCAAACACAGACGGGCAAAGGCGGCGAGAAGGUCGAGGGCUCCUACAGCUGGACGUCUCCUGAAGGGGAGGAGUUUUACGUCAAGUAUGUGGCUGACGAACACGGUUACCGCGUCGUGGAGUCCAACGCCGUCCCCAUCAGCUCCUGGGGCGCCAAAGCUGACGGUAACCAGGGCUCCUUCGUCGACUACGAGAGCGAGGGAGGGGCCAAGCAGUGACGUCCUCCGGCAGUUCCUAAGAUGACCCUGAAGAAGGAAGUCCUGUGAGGAGGGGCAGCUGGUGAGAGACCCACUCUUCGCCUGACUCGCCCCCCACCUGGUCUGACAUUUUGUAAUAUAUUAUUAGCAGUUGUGCUUUGAGACGGUGAUGAGUUAAAUUAUUUGUGCAUCUGCUUCAAUGUUUCCAUAUUGCUUUGUACUUUGUUCUAGCAGCGAAUAAAUAACUCUUGAAGAAA